ACUUAUAUUCCAUGUGAUCCUGACAAAGUUAUCGCUGUCAUUGAAUCGAAAAUGCCUGACCAUACUUCUGAAAGUGAACCUCAAGAUGAAACGUCUCACAAGAUUGCCAACCAUAUUCUUGAAUUAUUUGAACACGAAGUCACUAUGGGACGAUUACCACCGCAGCUUCUCCCUUUGCAAUCUGGUGUUGGAAAUAUUGCUAAUGCUAUCAUUGGAGGUCUUGCUGAUGGACCUUUCACUGAUGUUGAAGUAUGGACAGAAGUUAUUCAAGACACAUUUCUUGAUUUCUGGGAACAUCAUAAACUAUCUUUCGCUUCAGCCACAAGUGUGGCAUUUUCACCAUCUGGAUUUAAAAGAUUUUACGAAAUGUGGAAUGAAUUAAAAGAUCGUUUAGUUCUUAGAAGUCAAAGUGUCAGUAAUUCACCCGAAAUAAUUAGAAGAUUGGGC
This is a messenger RNA of Dentiscutata heterogama, 447 nucleotides long. Lineage: Eukaryota; Fungi; Glomeromycota; Glomeromycetes; Diversisporales; Gigasporaceae. The record is from the annotation of a GenBank genome assembly.